Hypanus sabinus (Atlantic stingray) is the source of this 12357-nucleotide messenger RNA. It is a transcript of the gene asb1, whose product is annotated as ankyrin repeat and SOCS box containing 1. The record is from RefSeq and is a predicted model, not a curated record. Gene Ontology annotation, biological process: protein ubiquitination; positive regulation of transcription by RNA polymerase II. Bases 136 to 1323 code for a protein of 395 amino acids. Gene Ontology annotation, molecular function: transcription cis-regulatory region binding; protein binding. Gene Ontology annotation, cellular component: ubiquitin ligase complex; nucleus. Lineage: Eukaryota; Metazoa; Chordata; Chondrichthyes; Myliobatiformes; Dasyatidae. The transcript has 5 exons.
GGCUGUGGGAAGCGCCGACGACGCGGGCGGUACUCGGGCCGGGCUUGAGCCUCGGAUACGGUCAAUGGAGGCGGCCGCGCUCUCGCUUCAGUUGUUCCGCCGCGGAAUGGCGGCCACAGAGUAAGAGCGGCGGCCAUGUCCGAGCGGCGUUCAGCCGAAGGCGAUGGCGCCGCUCCCCCGAGCCCCGGCGCCGAGUACCGGGAGGAGGCCGAGGGAGCGACGGCCGCUGGUACCAGGGCCGGCCGCGACUUGAAGGAGUGGCUGCGGGAACAGUUCUGCGACGGUACCGCGGAGGAGUCGGAGGACACCCGGCUGCAUGAUGCCACCUACGUGGGAGACCUGGCCACCAUCGCCACCCUGCUAAAGGAGGACAACUUCAGGAGGAGAAUCAAUGAGAAGUCGGUCUGGUGUUGCGGAUGGUUGCCCUGCACACCCCUGCGGAUUGCAGCGACUGCGGGCCAUGCUGACUGUGCGGACUACCUGCUUAAACAAGGGGCAGAGGUGGACUUGGUUGACGUCAAGGGACAGACUGCACUGUACGUGGCUGUUCUGAAUGGCCACGUGGAAUGUACCCGCAUCCUCGUACAAGCGGGUGCAGAUCCGAAUGGAAGUUGCCAUCACCGCAGCACGCCUGUGUAUCAUGCCUCGCGGGUGGGCAGAGCAGACAUCCUCAAAGAACUAAUCAAUGGCCAUUUAACCUACCAACCUGCAUAUCUCGGGGGUGUGGAAGGAAACUGGUGCAGCAGAGGAAACCUAUGUGGUCAUGGGGAGAACAUGCAAACUUCAUGCAGUAAGCACCUGAGAUAUGGUGCUGAUGUUGAUGUUGAUCACCAUUUAGCCAGUCGUAUCUCUGCACCAGCUGCUCGGCGAUUCACGUCACUAGGCGUGUGCCCACUCUACAUCAGUUCUGCCUAUCAUCAUCUCCAGUGUUUCAAGUUGUUACUGAAAGCCGGAGCUAACCCGGAUUAUAAUUACUGGGGCCAGGUGGAUGUUAAGGCUUUUCCUAGAGGAUCUCCGACCUGCAUUCUGGAUGCUGUCCUACGGCAUGGAUGCGAUGUGGAGUUUGUAAAACUUUUGAUCGACUUUGGUGCUAACUUAAAUCUAGUUAAUUGGGAAGGACUGGACGUGGAAACAAUGAGUCGCAUGAAGGUGAAGGAGGAGGCAUUGCAGGUCUUCAGAGCAGCAAAAAGUACUCCCAGGGCGUUGACAUCUUCCUGUCGCAUUGUCAUUAGGAGAGCGCUGGGGAAGUUUCGUCUUAAUCUGAUCCAAACACUGCCUAUACCAGACACAGUCAAAAUCUUCCUGUUACAUGACGAUACUUGAAGGAAGAUUACAUUUUACUGCUCUGCAUGAUUUCUGUUGGACUGAAGCUUCACUAUGCUUAUCUGGGGCUGGACUAUCAUUGGAAAUUCAGGUUUCUGCCUCACUUGACUGAUGUAAUGUAUCUUGGAGAGUGAGUUGUUGAUUUGCUAUUCUUCAUUAGCCAGGUCAAAAGAUUUAUCCUGUUAAGGUUCUUGGAGUGCAAUAUCACUGGCAUUUGUAAGAAGAACAGAAAUCUCGAAGAAAUGAUUAUGUCCUCCAUCAACAACAGUGUUUACCAAUUAUAGACAACAUGUAAUAUCCAGUACCUCUUAGUGAAUUUAAGGUAUCAAUAGACCUUUGUAAAAGUAUGUAGGUUAAUCAAACUCUCUAAUGCUGUACUUGACAUCAACUAAACACUCCAAUGGAUUCCUAUUUUUCAUUGACAAUAUUGUGUCUCUCCAGAAAUAUUCAGUAGGUAAUACCUGACAGAACAGGCAGAAUAGUUUUGUUUGACAGGAGCAGAUGUAUUAACUGUAACAUUAGCUGUCUUUCAGCUAUUGUACAUUUAGAUUAAUCCCAAUUCAUUUUACAAGAAGUUCUUGGAGAUACAAAAUGGUAUAGAUAUAAUUAAUUAUGAAAUUGAUGGUACCUUGUUUGGCAUCCUCUUGAAAUAUUUUACAAAUUCACUAUUCAAAAUUGGUCAACACACUCCUUAUUCUCUGAGGGCUUUGGUUUGAAGCUAGGCACAAGGAAUGGGAUAAACAGGUCUAACAGGUACAAUACAGUAAGUUUCAUCUUUCUUUAUAUUAAGUACUUACAGGAUGUAACUGAAUUGGCAAGGCCAGCAUUUAUCUGCUUGCAUGGUUUGGGUCCUAGUUCGAUUUUUGAGGGGAUUUGCUGUUUGUGCUGAAUUUUUAGAAUUUUUAUAUUUUGGCAUGUCGGCUGCCUUGGUCAAACUUGCUGGACAAGGGUCCAUUAAUGAGUUCCUCUUCUAAAUCAUUGCAUUGCUUGUUCAGAAUUAGUUACCAUUUGCAUAACAGGGACUUGGGAGAGCAGUGUGUACUUUUAUCAGGUGCACACAUCGCAACUAGAUGCUCUAGGUGUUGGAUGGACUAACAGUGGACUUGUCCAUUAGAUGUUCCGUGGAUACAAGGUUGCAAUGGCUUUUUCUGAAAACACUGAGCAUGGCCCCUUACAAAACUGAGUUAUUGUCAAACAUUAGUUCCUUUCCAAGUUAAUCUGUAAUUGCAUCUCUUAAUGUGCUCUGGUUCGUUCUUUACUGCAGUAUUUCCUUGAUUUACAAGGAGAUAUUGGAACAAGAUCUAGAAAGUUAACAAAAAAGCAUUUUUCCAAAUUUUGUUUAAAGAUGAAAAUAUGGGUGGCACUACAAAACUCAAGAAAAUUUGAUCAAACCAGUCUAAGCUCAUAAUAUACAUUAAUGAAUUAUUUAAUUAAGUUAAAAUGUAAGAUAAUGAAGCAAAUGUACUUUUAUAGGCUCUGCACCAAGUAUUAGUAGUAGUAAUAAUGAUGCUGGCUUUGAAUGUUGAGUAGGUAGAGUCAGAGAUGAGAGGCAGAGCUGUUACUGGAGCUUAUACAAUGGUAGUGAUGAAUCUGAGCUCGAUGGACUUUGUGGCAUUGAUGGCAAGGCUCUUCCGAGUGACUUUUCCUAAGUAGCUGAAGAGCAAGACUUAAGGCUCCAAUAGAAAUCUGAAUAGCUUUCCUUUUUCUUCAGAUAUCCUUCCUUACAGCUAUCAUGUGGCCACACUUGUUAGCAUUUUCCUGUUUGAGGGUGGUUAUUGUGUGCUUCUUGUGGAAGAAUGUCUCUGAAGUCCUUUUCAUAGAGAGCUGUAUCAGUGGUGUUUUUGUGUUGAUGGCUUCUUGUUCCUCAAGCUGCAAUUGAUCCUCUUUUUAAGUUCUUCAAGAGGAAAUUCCAUUGUUUGCCAUGUCACAUUGAUCUACUUUAAACUCAGCAUUAUUUGCAGUCUUGACAGGAUCUUCUCAGACUUUUCAGGUUCAUAAAUCCACACUGACCAUAAUAUCCUCCAUAUAUUGCAAUAUUACUGAAGCUCAUUAUGGGCUACAUCGAAGGUAGUGGUAGCAGCCUGGUGGUGUAGGGAAUUGGGUUCAUGGGGCCAGUAAAGGGGACAGAAGACACCAUCUAUGUGUAGAUUUUUAACCAUUUGUCAACAAAAUAAAGACAGACACUAAAGCAUUCGAGUUACACAGAUACUGGAUGGUUAGUAUGACACAAUUACAGCUCGGGGUGUCAAAGUUUGGAGUUCAGUCCCAGUGUCCUCUGUAAAGAGUCUCUGUAUGUCCUCCCUGUGGAUUGCCUAGGUUUUCUCUGGGUGCUUUGGUUUCCUCCCACAUUUCAAAGAUGUACCAGGUAGGCUAAUUGGUCAUUAUAAAUUGUCCUGUGAUUAGGUUAGGGUUGAAUCAGGGUUGCUGGGCGGUGCGGCUUGAAGGGCCUUAUGGUCAGUGUGGAUUUAUGAACCUGAAAAAUCCGAGAAGAUCCUGUCAAGACUGCAAAUAAUGCUGAGUUUAAAGCAGAUCUGUGUUGUGUCUCUGAAUAAAAUAAAUACUAAAUUGUGUGUACUGCCCUCUAUCUGCAGCACACAUCUAAACUUUCUGUGGCACUGUUUAUGCGAUCCAUAGUCUAUUGGUGACCAAGAGAGAGUGAGAGCUCCACACAAGCUACAUUUAUACGCCAGCAGUACUUUGAAGCCAGUACUGUGGCACCAGAAGCAGCCAAUGGAAGGGUUGCAGCAUUCUUCAAACCGGCCGAUGGUUAACUAAAACACAGUUAACCCUUCACAUGACUUUCCACCCUUCAAAGGACAUGUGACUGCCGACCAUCAGGGUAGUAUACUUCUUGUGGAUGCCCCAAUAUGCUAUAUAUAAGAGGUAAAACUAUACAUGUAAUACCCAAUGGGGCCAAUUGUCGCCCUCAGUCCACCAACUUCCUAGUGCUCCAAAAGCCCACCAGUUCCCUCCACCCCUGGGUAUAGUAGCCAUGGAACUGUCCCACAUUUUCAUAACCUAAUUCAUUGACUGCUAGAUGUGGUCAGUCAAGUGAGUAAUAUUCCCUGACUCAUCUGGAACGUAGAUGCAGCACUCUCAGCCAAUAACAGCACAGGUAUCGUCCCUUUCUGCAAGCAAAUAAUCUAAGGCCAUUUGAUUCAGCAACACAACUGUCCAUUUAGCUACCAUUUCGGCUGGUACUUGGGUUAGCACAUCCUUUGCCUGCUUGAACAUUAGAGUCUCCAUGGAAGAGGCCAUGACUAUCUUUUCCUGGGAUAGCCUGGCCAUACCAUACUGGGUGAAGGCUAUCAUCCAGUCCCUUUUUGCUUUUGAAACGCCUUUUACUACACUGACCAUCAUGGGCAGGAUGUGCAUCCAGGUCACUAUGAUCCUGGAUAGCAGCAGCCAUACCACCCAGUGAGGAGCCAUGAGCAGGCCUGGGAGCUGCAUAUGCAGUAAGUAUUAUUCAGUGUCCAGGGAGUGCCCACCUUCACAGCACCAUCUGGUGUAGAUACAGUCGUCCCAGGAUACUGUUCCUGCUCACACUUGCUAUAUCCCACUGACUGAUUGGACCUGUGCUCAUAAGAUCGCCUACACCAACAUUAUUUUUCCUUGUUGACUGAGUUGGGACCUUUCAAUUAGAUGAAUCAUAAGCAGGGAAAUGCCAGUACUUAAACACCUGCCCCGCUGGGGUUACCAUGAGGUGAGUUGGUUAGAAUGGACUACACCCUACUUGCUUCCUCAAAACAAAAUGAUGGAGAAGGUAGACAAGUUCCUCCCAACAGUCCCUUUCCUUUUCAUCAAAGGGAUUGGUAUAGGUGGUACCCCUUCCACUGUAUGAAUUGGAGUAUUCCUAUGUUUCCAGUAAUCCGAAAUGUUAGUGCGAUUUGCGUAUUUGUUCCUCCACGUGUUAUAGGGGUCCCACACCACUGUCGUCGGUGUCUGCCACUCUGCCAUUCUGCAAUGUAGGGAGACGCACAUUCAUUCCCUCCUGAUUGGUUGUAGGAUGUUUAAACAUAAAGCAGUCUUGUUAGCAAAAUGAACAACUUUUAGGAUUCUCGCUGAAUAUGUCAAUCUCCUAAAAAUAUCAAUUCCAAAUUCCCAAUUUAACUGUCCACUAAUGAGUAAUUUCCCCAGAUGUCCAAUAGACAUCUCUUAUCUGGAAUAGAGGUGUACAGAUUUCCAUCCCCUUAACCCAGAUUUCACAUGGCUACUGUGGAAUCUGGGUCUCUCUCUAAAAUGAAACCAUAGAAAGAAACAAACUAAAAACACAGACAAGACAGAACAAAAUCUAUGCUUGUACUUUUCUUCCUUCAGAACCUUCCCAAGUAACUGCAACAAGUGAAAAAUUUAACACAUUUGUCAAAUAACAAAGGGAAAGAAAAGAUGACUGGGUGAGGACCCCUGACAAAUUAACACACUCACACAACCGCUUAAAGGAACAACCUCUGUGCAAAUGAGCUCCUGCAAAUUCACUUCAGGGUGGUGAAAUAUUUCAAUAUGUCACCUUUUCUGCUGAUGCAUAAGAUUAAUUCAAACUUCGAAUAUCGAUUUGAGCAAACACAUGACAACCUUUGCAUUCGCACUUGCUCUCAAGUGAUAUUACAUGUGCCACACCUUGUGUAACAAUCAAAACAUACAAACCAUUCAUACUAAGCCAUUUCAGAAAAUGACUCGCUCUUAAGCGUUAAGCCAUUAACAAAAUCUUAGCCACCUAUGUUGUUUUAAUGAAGCAUCCCACCAUGGUUGUGGCAAGUCCACAGUCCUCUGGCCAGUCACCGCCACCAUCAUAUACACUGACCAAAGUCCACUGGCAAAUGGCCUUACCUUUCCUCUACUGUACUUCACUCCUCCCAGGAUUUCAAAUCCCAUUCAAGAAAGGAGAGGUACCUAACCUUAACAGCCACUGUCACUUGAUCCCAUAGAGAUUUAUGAUCCCCUUAGGAAGUGGGUGGUAUGCUCAAUGGGUUACUUAUUGCAUCUUGGGUCAACAGCCCCUCCUGCCCCCAGAUGACAAUCUCUCUAUUAGAUAAAGUCACUCUACCACCUCCUGUAUCCCAUAUCCUCAAUAGCCACAUGGCCAGAGGCUUUUGUCUAUCUACAAGCUGAUAGACUGUCUUAGCCAGGAUCUGUGCUGACCAAUUAUUUUCUCCUCUGGCGAUACAGUACUGAUUCAAAGCUUCCACCUUGUUUUUAAGACUUUCUAAUUCCUGCUUGUUCUAUGAAAUUUUCUCACAUUGUUCCUUUACGAUGGCAGCCAGCAGCCAAAAAGCUCCUCUGUGGCACCCCUUCCUAAAUGGGAACUCUACUUUGUUCAGCACAGGCACCAUGUGGUGUCCUGUUUUUACCCCUCAGUUGUCCAACUUGUCUGACAAGUCCACCAGCAUACUGUGGUCUGGCAGUGUGUUGGCAAGACGUCGGAAUCCUGCACAGUUAUCAUCCACCCCAGGAUUUGGCAUUCCUCACACGGGAUGGGAGGCAGGGAGGGGUUGGUUUUCUUACUUUCACUUUUAAAGAUUUUAAACAUUUUAAUCUGCUUGAUCACUGAAUCCUUGCCAACUAUGUCAAUUGUUGCAAGGACUUAAGUUUGCAGAUUUGAUAAAGGCAACGAUGGGUAAGUUUUUAACUAUUUAUCAACAAAACAGACAAAUCAAAAUGUUCAAGUUACACAGAUCAACCCACAAAAUGCUGGAGGAAUGCAGCAGGUUAGGCAGCAUCUAUGGAAAUGAAUAAAUAGUUAAAGUUUUGGACUGACAGUUUUUCAAGACUUUGCUCAGAUCGUCUUUCUGCAGCACAGUUCCAGACUUUCUGCAGCACUGUUCAUGUGCUCCACGUUUAAUCAGAGAUCCAGAGAGUGAGGGCUCCACAUAUGCAACGUUUAUAUACUGGUGAUACUUUGCUGAAAGCUAGUUCUGUGGUGCCAGAAGUAACCAAUGGAAGGGCUGCAGUGUUCUUCAAAGGAUAGCUAAUGCGACGGCAGCGGUUUUUGAUCGGUAGAUAGGAUAGUGUUGUGUUAACCCUUCACAGUACACCUGGUCCAGUGGUGUAAUAAAGGAGAGGUAUAAGGAGGUACAAAAGCUAAUGUAGAUGUUGUCAGCCAUGUUCUGCUUAUUCAGGACUUCCAGACUCCUAGAGAGCCUCAUCUGCACCAGGGUACCAAGCUGCAGCUCCUCAGCGAACGUGUUAAGAAACUGGAGCUGCAGCUCGAUGACGUUUGGGGAAACUGAGAAGGUGAUAGAUAAGAGCUUACAGGGAGGUGGCUGGUUCUUAGUUGCAGGAGGCAGGUACCUGGGUGACUGUCAGGAGAGGGAAAGGAAAUGGGCUGUCAGUGCAGAGUGCCCCUGUGGCCAUUCCCUUCAAUAUAAAUAUACUUCGGAUACUGUUGUGAGGAAUGACUUAACGGGAAGCCACAGUGAUUGGGUCUGUGGCAUUGUGUCUGGCGCAGUGGUUCAGAAGGAACGUGAGGAGAAGAGGACUGUAGGAGUAAGUGGAUUUAGUGAGCUUGGUAAAAAAACUGAAAAUCAGCUUCUCCAGGGUAGUAAUCUCUGGAUUAAUGCCUGUGCCACAUGCCAGUCAGGGUAAAAAUAGAAUGAUUUGGCAGAGGAACUGGUGCAAGGGGCAGGUUUUCAGAUUUCUGAUCAUUGGGAUCUCUUCUGGUGAAGGUAUGACCUGUACAAAAGGAUCGGUUACACCUGAACCUGGGGGUGAGGGGUGGGGGAACCAAUAUUCAAGCUAGAACUGAUGGGGAGUGUUUAAACUGAUUUGGCAGGGGGACGGGAAACUGAGUGACGGGGUAGUUGAUAUAAAGCAGAUGCAGGGUGUAGUGAGACUGUCAGGAAGGACAGGAUAGGGUCAAAUUGCAAUCAGUGGAAUGAGUUGCAGUAUAACAGGGACAAAUUGAAAAUGGUAAUGAAUACUCUUCUGAAGGUGUUACUUGAAUCCAUAUAGAAUACAAAAUAAAGUAGAUGAUCUUAUAGAGCAGUUAGUGAUUCCCACAACAUCAUAUCUGCCAGUUUUCUGAGUCUUGGAAGAAGAUUGUAGUUGGAAUCAAAGGAUGCACAUUAUAUUGAAAGGAUUGGUAGUGGUGUGGCUCUGUUAGUUUUAAAAAAAUGAAAUCAAAUCCUUAGAAGGAGGUGACAUAGUAUUGAAAGAUGUAGAAUCAUUGUAAGUAGAAUUAAGGAACUGCAAGGGUAAAAAGACCCAGAUGGGAUUUAUAUACAGGCCUCCAAACAGUAGCCAGGAUGUGAACUACCAGAUGGGAUUUAUAUACAGGCCUCCAAACAGUAGCCAGGAUGUGAACUACAAAUUACAACAUGUGAUAGAAAAUGUAUGUCAAAUGGACAAUGUUCUGAUAAACAUGGGGAAUUUCAAUAUGAAGCUGGACUGGGAAAAUCGGGUUGGUACUGGUUCCCAAGGGGGCAAUUUAUAGAAUUUCUAUGUAAUGUCUUUUUAGAGCAACUUAUGGUUGAGCCCUCCAGAGGAUGCGCUAUUCUGGAUUGGGUGUUAUGUAAUGGAUCGAAUUUGAUUAGGGAGCUUAAGGUAAAGGAACCCUAAGGAGACAGUGAUCAUACUAUGAUAGAAUUCACCCUGCAAUUUGAGAAGGAGAAGCUAAAGUCAGAUGAAUCAGUAUUGUGGUGGAGUAAAGUGACUGCAGGUGACUAGUAGUGUUCCACAAGGGUCGGUAUUGGGACCGCUUCUUUUUAUGUUGUAUGUCAAUGAUUUGGAUAACAAAAUUGAUGGCUUCAUGGCCAAGUUGAUGGAUGAUACUAAGAUAGGUGCAGGGUCAGGUAGCGUUGAGGAACCAGGGAGUCUGGAGAAGGACUCAGAAAUAGGAGAAUGGGCAAAGAAGUGGCUGAUGGCAUAUAUAGUUGUGAAAUGUAUGGUCAUGCAAGCAUAUAAUAUUUUCUAAAUAGAGAAAAUUUAAAAAAAAUCUGAGGUGCAAAGGGACUAGGUAGUCCUCAUGCAGGAUUCCUAUGAGGUUAACUUGUAGGUUGAGUUGGUGGUGAGGAAGGCAAAUGCAAUGUAAGUAUUCAUUUCAAGAGGAAUAGGAUACAAAAACAAGGAUGUAAUGUUGGGACUUAGUAAAGCACUGGUGAGGCCUUACUCGGAGUAUUGUGAUCAGUUUUGGGUCCCUUAUCUAAGAAAGGAUGUGCUGACGGAGAGGGUUCAGAGGAGGUUCAUGAGAAUGUUCCUGGGAAUGAAAGGGUUAUCAUAUGAGCAUUUGAUUCCUCUGGACCUGUACUUGCUGAAAUUUACACAAAUGAGGGGGGCUCUCAUUGAAACCUAUCCAGUGAUGAAAGCCUAAAUAGAGUGGAUUUGGAGAGGAUGUCUAGGACCAGAGAGCACAACCUCAGAAUAGUCUAUUCUGAAGAUGCAGAGGAAUUUCUUUAGCCAGAGGGUGAUGAAUUUGUGGAAUUCUCUGCCGCAGGUAGCUGGCCUGGUUACUGAGAGUAUUUAAAGCGGAUGUUGACAGAUUCUUGAUAAGUCAGGGCAUGAAAGGUUACAAGGAGAAGUCAGGAGAAUGGGGUUGAAAGGGAAUUGGAUCAGCCAUGAUCUCAUGGUGGAGCACACCCAAUGGGCUGUGGACUAAUUUUCAUCCAAUGUUUUAUGAUCUUAUGGACUUGUGACACUUGGAAACACAUACUAUAUUAUUGAUAUUUUGCUGAUUAUUUGAAAUUUGAUUACCACCCUGCCUGUUCUAGUGGAAAACCAGGAUGGAAAGCAAGGUAAACGCUUAAUGCUGUAGUUUUGGUGUGGCACAGGUGGUAGAGUUGUUGCUUUACAUCUCCUGUGACUGUAUGGGUUUUCUCCAGGGGCUCCAAUGUCUUCCUAUGUUCACAAACCUGGUGGGUUAAUUGACUGAUGUAAAAUUGCCCCUGGAGUGUAGAUGAGUGGUAGAACCUUGGGGGUGGGGUGGAUUGUGGAAAAUCAAAAUGAGAUAUGGUAGGAUUAGUGUUUGAUGGUUGUUAUGGAAUCAGUGAGUUGGAGAAUCUAUUUCGGUGCUGCAUCUCUUUGUGACUAAACAUAGAUGAAGGAUGAAACAAUACUGAAAUACAUCUGAAAUGUUAAAGUGAUGAUCUUCCUUGCCAGACACAGCUCUGCAGACAGGCUCUUGAAUUGUGUGCUAGUCAUUGUGACUUUGAAUGUGCCACAUGGUGACCAGAGCUGUGCUUGUAAUGGUUCUUUAUUCAGCACAGGUGGACAGUGACCUGGUGGGAGAAUUUCCUGAAAAAACUCUCUAUAGAAUCAACAUGAACUCAACUAUAUUGGAAGUAUAUAUACUCUUUGAGCACAGAAGUAUCAGCAGGUGACUAAAUACUUGAGUUUUGAUAGUUCGCUUCAACAUUCUGGGUGUAGGCAGAUAUUGUAGCUCGGCAGAAAUGAGCCUUUACAGUGGGAGCAUGUUUCAACUAACAAGAUAUUUCUGACUAGUCAAUCACACAAAAUGGUUAUCUUUUAUUAAUGCCCUGUGAAAUGUCUCUCUCUUAGCAUACAGUGGUGUUUAUUAAUAUAUCUGUGUCCUAGAUUGAAGAGGGAUUCUUGUUUGUAUUAACUGGCUGCUACCUAUGUAACUCCUGAAAGAUGCCUGAUGCCUAACGCUUUGUAACAACCAGUGAAUAGGCAGCUGUUGCCAGAGCCAGUCAGAAAGUGGCCUUGUCAUUGCUGGCAGCAACCACAUGGCACAUUGUGGAACAUUCAGCCCAGUGUGUUUGGUGUGCAAUACUUUGAAGUCUUUUAAGUUUCUGGUUGAAUAUAUCAUCUCUGGUUUAAAAUUGUGUUUUGUCAAUUUUGAUCACAUUUACUCUCAGUUGGUGGCAAUGGGCACAUUGAUUAUUGGGUUGGAGUUGAAAAUUGUUAUUAGGUGUGAUAAAUUAGCUGGGAUUGAAAAUAUUCACAUAGAAGUAGGCAAAGUUUAUUAAUGAUCAUGCAGGGUUGAACCAUUGUUACAUCUUUUGACAAAGUUUUUUUUUUAAAAUAAGGAGCUCUCCCUCAGAAAUGGCAUACUUAACAACUUUGGAUUGCCACCACCUUAGGAAGACAUGAAGAUACAGGUGUCACCCAGCUGUUGUUUAGUGACUGGUGUUGCAGUCAGGAAUGAGCUACUAGAUUGCUAGGGGUUGGGUACAACACACAGGAAUGGGUUACACCAGGAUUUUACUUCAGUAUUUAAAAAGUAAAACACAGCCUAUCAUGUCAGCCCACUGGUCCCUUUGAGCUGCAUUAAUAUAAAGUGCCACAGUUUUCAGGCCGUGUAAAAAUUUCCUACUCAGAGCAAUGGCUUGUGCAGCUAUAUUAAAAAAAAUAGAGGGAACAUUGGUGUCGGCGCAAUGGUUUGAUGGAAUAAACAUCUGUUCAAUAUUUGUGUUUAAGUAUGAUUUUUAAAAAGGGUACCUUUUCUUCAUUCAGCAUUUCCUUCUAAACAGCUUCAUCACCUUCCUCUUUCCAUUGCCCCAUGUUAUGUUGGAUUUGAGGGUAUAUUUUAGCAAGCCAAUAAGCAUAAAGGAAGGUGAUCCUUCAGAGGUUGACAUUAGUUUUUUUUCCCCACAUUAUAAGUAUGUACAUGUAGGUACACAACAGGGCAGUUGUUGACAGUGUGAGAAGGACAAUGGACAACAAUAGGUCUGAAGAGUAACAUUAGCUCAAACGUGGGGAUGAAUUGAUUGCACAGUCUUGCUCAGCAAUGGAGAAUUCUAUGAUUUAAAUAAAUAAACAGUUACCUUUGCUAGUCCCUUCCAGUUAAUACUAACAGUGUUUAUCAGUGGGUUCUUCUCAUUGUACUGUUGGUGUGGCGUUCAGUUGUGUUACUUAAUCUUUUUGUGUUUCUAAAAUAUGGCUAAUUGAUCAUUUCUUAAUAAAUUGUGCAUUGAUUCUAUAUUGUAAAAUAAUUAAAUUCUGUGUUCAGUUUUGUGCAUUUAGAAGCACUUUAUCCUAUACACCGGAGUAUAUGAUUGUUUUGGCAAGUUGAUGUAUCAUACAAAUUGGUAUCUUUGUGCUGAUAUGUGUGCUAUUUAAUUCAUUAAAGAUCGCAAUUGU